AUGUCAUUGGAAGUUAUCCGACAUUGUCGUGGUUAUGAGGAUGCAUUAGACGCUUUUUUAUCAACAUCCGCAUCGAUAUCUAGUAUAUCGAAACUGCUUUUGCAUCGUGUAAAUUGGAGACACAAAUUAGUUUUGGUGGAAUCUGUCAUCAAUGAUUGGACUUUUGUGAAAAAUCCUUAUACGCGCGACAUUAUGCUAAAAUACGCACGCAUUGGUAGGCGGGGUUCCUCGGUAUUUUUUUAUUUUGGAUAUUCUUCUUGCGUGUUUCUCUUCUCAUCUUUUAUAUUCGCCAAUUUUGAUUUGCCUUGGAGCUUUGAAGAGCAGAUUUACAAUAAAACAAGCGAAACGAGAAUGUUUUUAGCAGCUUAUUGCGUCUUCGGAAGUUAUACAUCUGUCGCUUAUGUCUUCGUCGAAGUCCUGCAGAUAUUACAAAUCAUUGUCAACUGUAUUUCGCAUUGUGGACAUGAUGGCUUUUUAUUUGAUCUCACAAUGCAUGUAUGUGGACAGUUCGAAGUUUUCAGGAUGGAUUUUUCUAAAAUAGAAAAUAGCAAAGAAUUUUUUGAUCACAAUAAACUUGGUAUGAUGUUAAAAAGACAUCAUUGCCUCAUAUAUUUAGCUCAUCAUUUACAAGAAGGAUUCAAUUUGGUUAUCUUAUUUCAACUUUUAUUGAGUGUGAUUUUAUUGUGCGUUGAAGGUUUUCAGUUUAUUUUUACGCUUUCGAUGCAUAGUACAUAUGCUGCCAUGAAACAUCUCCUUUUCAUAGCUGUUUUGUUGCUGCAGCUAUUUCUCUACUGUUUCGCCGGACAGACGUUGGAAUUACAAUCACAAGAACUAGCUUCUGCAAUUUAUGACUUACCAUGGUACAAUUUUGAUUUAAAUGUGAUGAAGAAUUUACCAUUAAUGAUCCUUCGAUCAACCAAACCUCAUCAAUUAACUGCAGGAAAGUUUCUAGCAAUAAAUUUUAUAAGCUUUAAGGAAAUUCUGAAAACUUCCGCCUCAUAUUUAUCCGUAUUAAGGUGUUCGAGAAUGAGAUCAAAUACGGAUUGGAAUACUGACACCACAAACAUUUUGAAAUUUUAUAAAAAUCUCCUCGGCAUAAUUGGACUCUGGGUAUUAAACGAGAAAAAUGUAUUCUCGAGAAUUCGAUGGUUCUUAUCAACUAUAGUGGAAACGAGUACAUCAAUCAUCAUGUCACUAGAAAUGAUUCGACAUUGUAAUGGUCACGAAGAUGCUAUGGAUGCUUUUCUAUUAAGCUCAUCGUCAAUAAUCAGCUUAGUAAAACUGCUUUUGCAUCGCGUAUAUUGGAGACAAAAAUCCAUUUUGGUGGAAUCGGUCAUCCAUGAUUGGACUUACGUGAAAAAUUCUCGCUUUCGUGAUAUCAUGUUAAAGUAUGCUCGCAUAGGUAGGCUGGGCUCUUCGAUAUUCUUCUGUUUAGGUUGCGCCUCGGUGGUAUCUUUCGUCUCCAGUGUCGUGCUAGCCAAUAUCAAUUUGCCCUGGACUUCUGAAAAGCACAUUUAUAACGAAACCAAUGAAAAGAAGCUGAUGUUAGCGGCCUAUUGCACCUUUGGAAAAUACUAUACAUCUUUUUUCACCUAUUGCGCUGUCGAAGUUUUGCAGUUCGUUCAAAUCCUCGUUAACGGCAUCUCGCAAUGCGGAAACGAUGGGUUCUUUUUCGAUCUCACAAUGCACAUGUGUGGACAAUUUGCAAUUCUUCGUAUGAACUUCAAUACAUUGGGUUGCGACGAAUUUUCCUGCUGUAGCAAACUUGACAUCCUGUUGAAGAGACAUUAUCGCCUCGUAUAUUUAUCGCAUUAUUUAGAGAGAGCAUUCACUCUAGUCAUCUUGGCACAAAUUUUAAUGAGUGUUGUUGUCUUAUGCGUCGAAGGAUUUCUUUUACUUCUUUCACUUGAAAUAAAUGAUGUUCUUACCGCUGCAAAACAUGGAGUCUUUAUUAUUUCACUGUUAGUCCAACUUUUUCUUUAUUGCUUCGCUGGACAGACGUUGGAGUUCCAAUCGAAAAAAUUAGCCUAUGCAAUUUAUGAAUCACCGUGGUACACUUUUGAUGUGAAUGUGAUGAAGAAUUUACCAUUGAUAAUUCUUCGAGCAGCCAGUCCUCAGCAAUUAACUGCAGGAAAAUUCGUAGCAAUAAAUUUUAUGACUUUUAAGGAAAUUUUAAAAGCUUCCGCCUCAUAUUUAUCUGUAUUAAGGGUAAUGAUAAAAACACUAUUCUUAAAAGUAUACGGUUUGUGGCCAUUACAGAAACAGACAGUAUUCACGAAGAUACAAUGGGGUUUUUGUUUGAUUGCACAGUUUAUGAUACUACCUUGUCUGACGACGGAGCUCGUCUGGAGCAGCAAGGACGCCAGUUCAAAUAUAGAAAGUAUAACGUUCUUUGCGUCUACGUCGACUGGAAUUAUAAAAAAUCUGUGUUUUAUUGUCAGUCAAAAGAGGCUGAGUAUUAACAUUAACGCUGCUAUUGAUGAUUGGUUAUCUGUUAAAAAUAAUGGGGAAACUAGGAAGAUUAUGAAGAAGUAUGCAGUUAAAGCCAAAAUACUCACUUUUACAUUAUUAUACUCGUUGUAUGUAUGCCUAGGCAUGUACAUAGCAGUCGUCAUAUUUAUUAAUCUGAAGCAGAUAUUCUCCACAGACAUGAAUUUAGUGAAUGUUAAUACAACAGAUUGGUUACUUUUGGUUCCAUCUGGUCCACUGAGUCAGUUGAUUACUGGUCCACAGUAUGCGAUAAUCCUGACUAUCCAGAUUGUUCAAUCAUGCAUAUUAUCUUUUUUAUUAUUUACCGUGGAUAGUUUCUUCUUCAACGUUACAAUACAUCUCACCGGUCAACUCAAGGUGCUUAAAAACAACUUCAAAACAUUUACGAACGAGUCGAACACCGAAGCAAAUUAUCGAAAAAAAUUCGUUAACUUGGUUAAUAGGCACAGCCUGUUAAUGGAAUUGUAUCAAAAUUUGGAAGAUACUUUUCAUUUUCUUAUAUUAUAUCAAAUUGUGAUAGUGACGAUUUUGCUUGCAUUAGUAGGAUUGCGUUUAAAUAUUUGUAUAAACGAAAAAAAUCAUGUUGAGGCGAUAAAGAGUUUUUUUGUCUUGAACUAUUUAAUAAUGCAAUCGUUGGUAUAUACCUAUGGUGGUGAAUUCUUGCAAAAGGAAAGCGAAGACAUAUUCUAUAUGUUGUACACAACUUCCUGGUUCACACUUCCUGCAGCAUUGAUGAAAGAUGUGCAUUUUGCAAUGAUGAGAUCGAGUAUUCCAUUUCGUUUAACCGGCGGAAAAUUUUUUUAUGUUAAUCGCGAGACGAUGAUGUAUGUCCUUAAGACAGCGGCCUCAUAUAUUUCAGUUUUAAGAAUAGCGCUACGAAAGUAA
Molecule: messenger RNA, 3375 nt
Organism: Trachymyrmex cornetzi
Lineage: Eukaryota; Metazoa; Arthropoda; Insecta; Hymenoptera; Formicidae
Exons: 9
Coding region: 1-3375 (1124 amino acids)
Biological process (GO): sensory perception of smell; detection of chemical stimulus involved in sensory perception of smell
Cellular component (GO): plasma membrane
Molecular function (GO): odorant binding; olfactory receptor activity
Source: RefSeq, a predicted model, not a curated record